AUGGAAAAUUUUUCAAAAGUAGAGAAAAUUGGUGAGGGUACUUAUGGAGUCGUUUACAAAGCCAAGGAUAGAUUAACUGGAAAUGAAAUUGCACUAAAGAAAAUUAAACUAGAGAAUGAACCAGAGGGCGUCCCGUCGACGGCGCUGCGAGAGAUCUCAGUGCUGCGCGAGCUGCGGCACCCCGCCGUCGUGCGCCUGCUCGACGUACUGCUCGCCGACAGCAAACUGUUUCUGGUCUUUGAAUUUCUUCACAUGGAUCUAAAGCGACUCAUGGAUAUCACCAAGGGACCACUUCGCCUCGAUCUCGUGAAGAGCUACCUGCGGCAGUUGCUGGAGGGCGUGGCGUACUGCCACGCGGCGCGCGUGCUGCACCGCGACCUCAAGCCGCAGAACUUGCUGGUGGACGCCGACGGACACAUCAAGCUCGCCGACUUCGGCCUGGCGCGCGCCUUCGGCAUCCCCGUGCGCGCCUACACGCACGAGGUCGUCACGCUGUGGUACCGCGCGCCCGAGAUACUGCUCGGCGCCAAGUUCUACUCCACCGCCGUCGACGUCUGGAGCCUCGCCUGCAUCUUCGCAGAGAUGGCGAGCGGGCGCACGCUGUUCCCGGGCGACAGCGAGAUCGACCAGCUGUUCCGCGUGUUCCGCGCGCUCGGCACGCCCGGCCAGCGACUGUGGGCGGGCGCGCGCCGACUGCCCGAGUACCGCGCCGCCUUCCCGCGCUGGCCGGCGCGGCCCGCGCGCGCGCUGCUGCCCGAGCCGCUGCGGCGCGACGCGGCGGCGGCGGCGCUGUUCGAGGCCAUGCUGCGCUACGAGCCGGCCGAGCGCGUGCCGGCGCGCGCGGCGCUGGCGCAUGCGUACGUGGCGGACGCGCGCCUGACGCCGCCCGACCUGCCGUCGCGCGCCUGA
This is a messenger RNA of Spodoptera littoralis (African cotton leafworm), 909 nucleotides long. The record is from the annotation of a GenBank genome assembly. Lineage: Eukaryota; Metazoa; Arthropoda; Insecta; Lepidoptera; Noctuidae.